Molecule: messenger RNA, 2243 nt
Organism: Sphaeramia orbicularis (orbiculate cardinalfish)
Lineage: Eukaryota; Metazoa; Chordata; Actinopteri; Kurtiformes; Apogonidae
Product: RPA-related protein RADX-like
Exons: 13
Coding region: 1-1563 (520 amino acids)
Molecular function (GO): single-stranded DNA binding
Source: RefSeq, a predicted model, not a curated record
AUGGGAUACGAUGAGGACAGACAUGACAUAGAGGUCAGUGUGAACAGCAGGAACCCCAGGGCUCAGAUCUGUGUUCUCCCAGAAUCCUCUGUUCUUCCAGAAGAUCUGCCUCCUGCACCUGAGUUCACCUUCUACAACAGUCUGCAGCUCUUGGACCGCCCCCACGGUGUCAUCUGUGAUGUCAUUGGUUUACUGACGUUCUCAGGACGUCCAGAGCGAAUCAGGACUAAAGACGCUCAUGGGGUGGAGUUUUUUUUGGAGUACCGUUGGCUCCGAUUGGAGGACGGCAGCAGCGAUUAUCCAGUCAUGGUGAAGCUCUUCUCGACGUCUCAACCUGACGUUCAGCGUCAGCUCCACCCAUUGUCUGUGGUGGUCUGCAGCCGAGUGAAGGUGAUCAGAGUGGACCAGCACCAGUACCUGAGGAACACCACCUACACACAGGUCUACUGCACAGGUCAGGGCCACCACUCAGUGAUGGGUUAUCGUAAGCUCCACCCAGUCCGAGACUUCAUCCGGUGGCUGCGGAGUCAGGAUGACAGACAGGUGCAGAGCAGGGCUCUGGUUGGAGGAUUCUUUGUGUACCCGCCCCCUCCCGUUUCCUUGGAGACGUUCAUGAAACAUCACAGAGGUUCUCCAGGUUUCCUGCAGGGGGCGGAGCUUCAGGCAGAGAUAGAAAGACUCUGUUAUCGAGAGCGACGAACCUUCUGUAUCCAGGCAACGGUUACCAUGGUUACACACUGCCGCGCAGGACAGGAGGACCGCUGUCUCUUCUGGACCUUCAGACCGUCCCCCGUCCCCUGGUCCUCCUCUGGUCCUGGUUUCUCUAAACCCUCCCCCUCCCUGUCCUCCUCCUCCUCUGUCCUUCCUCCUCUCCUCUCCUCCUCUUCCUCCCCUUUACCUCCGGCCUCUCCGUCGUCAACUGUCAAUCAGCUGACGCCCCGCCCCCUGGACCGCAGAUCAGGAUGUGUGAAGAGGAGGCUGUCCUUCGAAAGUCCAAGGAAGAGACGUCCACGGGUCACAGUGGAACCGGACCAGAACAAGGACACAGUCAUUCUGUUUCAGGCCUCCAUGGAGUUUCUGGAAAACGCUGACGACACUGACGAAGACCACGCCCAUGACAGCGACAACUCGUCUUUCGUGACCGCCCCCCUUCUCCCCACCUUCCCUCCGGUUGCCAUGGAGACGUUACCCAUGUAUUAUGACCACGAGCACCGGGAGGAGCAGGCGGUUACCGUGGCGAUGGGAGGGAAGACGUCCAAGAACUUCAACCUGGCCAUCGAAGAAUAUUACACACUGAGAAUUAGAGCUCUUUCAGGUGUGUCCUUUGACGUGGUCUUCCUUCCUGACUCCGCCCCCUCGUUGCUCCAUCAUUCCAACACCUGGAGCUCCAUCCUGUCACACAGAGCCUUCAGCUCACACACACCUGCACCUGCACCAGCUGACCUCAUCGCCAUGGCGCCUCAGCUGACCAAUCAGAGGCUGGUGUGUGUCGUGGAGGCGUGUCAUCUGGGCGGAGCCAGAACUGAACUGGUCCUGGUUCGAGCCUUUCCUCUGUCCGGCUGAGGGGCUGAUGGGAACUGUGGUUUUUUAGGAACCGCUCAUGGAUGCACUUUAUGACAGGAAGAUGAAGCUGAAGCUGAGGAUGAUGGGAGUUGUAGUUCUGGGACCUUAGAACUGAACUACAUGUAAAACCACACCCAGUGUUAGAUAGAAGCCUUUCUAACCUGAGCCAUGAAUGCCUCUGUGCUGAUGGCAUUUGUAGUUUUUUGUUUUUUUUUUUACCUAAAUUGUUUCCUUUGAAGGUAUUUUGUCCAAAAUGACGCUACAUUAGUUCUGUAAAGGUUUAAAGUUCUGUAAAUGCACAGAUUGUGUAGAUUUGUUGUGUGUUUUCCAAACCCAAAGGGAGUUGAACUGUGUUGAAUUAUUAACCGUCUGAGGUGAAUUAACUGCAUGUAUACUGACUUUAGCCGCGCUCAUAUUCUUAUUUCAUCUGCACUUUUAUGUUUUGUUUCUUCAAAAGUUUAUAAGUUGAACAGAAAAAAACCUUCAGUGUCUUUAAGUUUUGUGCCAAAAAGUUUCAUUGUAUUUUGUUUUGCACUCGUUCCAUAUUUAUUUAACACUUUGACACUUUAACCAUUAAUGUGAAACACUCAACAUGUUUUCUUUUUUAAUGUUUUAUUGAUUAUUUUGGAGUUAAAGGUGCUUUAUUUUCUGAAAGUACCAAUAAACUCAGUUGUGGUUUU